Periconia digitata is the source of this 1155-nucleotide messenger RNA. The record is from the annotation of a GenBank genome assembly. NCBI's taxonomy places the organism in Eukaryota, Fungi, Ascomycota, Dothideomycetes, Pleosporales, Periconiaceae.
AAGUAUCGAGCAACUACCAUUUAUCGGACCAAGCACCUCGUACCCCUCUUCGUCCGCCAUUGGUCCGCCCUAACCGCAUUAAACAACACAAUUACCUCUUCCCCCCUUCCCAUACCCAUACAACUUCUCAAAGUCAACAACGCUCAAACAAUGGUUCAGCUCUCCGUAAUCCAACAAAGCAACGCCCAAAUCGACCAAUCCCACGCACCGCGCACAGCGGUGUUCAUGGGCGGGACGUCCGGCAUCGGCAAGAUUACUCUCCAGGAGAUCGCGGAAUUGGGAUUUGAUUUCACAGCAUACGUCAUUGGCAGAAAGGAGACGAAGGAAAGAUACGAACCGUUUAUCAAAGAGGUCGAGGGCGCGAACCCAAAGACGAAGAUCGUGUGGGUGGAGGGCGAGAUUUCGCUGUUGGCGGAGGUGAAGAGGGUAUGUGAUUAUAUCAAGACGGUGGAGUCUAGGAUUGAUUUGUUGUUUUUGACGGCGGGGUAUUCGCCCUUGGGAGGGAGGGAUGAAACGGCAGAGGGAUUGGAUACCAGUCAAGCGUUGCAGUACUACUCCCGGAUGUGCUUUGUUCAGAAUCUGCUUCCGCAGCUGAGGGCAUCAGGUAUGGCGCGUGUCGUCACUGUCCGUCAUGCUGGGGGAGAACGCGCAAACAUGUUGGACGUGAAUGACUUGAAUCUGGAGAAACCGAGUAGGCUUUUCGCGAUUUGGAUGACGUUCCACGUAGGUAUCAUGAACACACUAUUUCUGGAAAGUCUCGCGGAGAAAAAGGAGAAUGAGAAUAUUGUCUUCAUUCACAGCCAUCCUGGUGCUGUUAGAACUGGGAACGUGUAUCGUGGAUGGAAGGGAUGGUCUUUGGGAAUGUACUUCGCUACUUACGUCAUGGAUCCGAUCAUGAUGCUUGUUCAGUUUAGCUUGAAGGAGUCUGCGGAACGGUAUCUGUAUGUUGUGACGAGUGGAACAUUUGGUGGGAGGGGACCUAAAAUAGCUGGUGUUGAAGGCCGAACAACAAGAGGUCGGGCUGAUGGAGGACUGUUUCUUUCUGGGAAGAACUGCGACACAGUUACGAAUGAAGUGGAGAUAGCGAAACUUCGUGGCAGUGCCCAAGAUGCUGUUUGGAUCAAGACACAAGAGAUCAUUGGACCAUAUGUUUAA